AUGGCAGGAGAGGUCGUGGUCGGCGCGCGCCUCCAUUGGCACAGCCACUCGCAGCACAAGCGUAUCGACGUCGCCAAGGUACUGAACCAAGUGCUUGCAUUCUGCGACCGUGCAGCCACGUAUGCCGAUGGCGGGAUCCUGAUCGCUGUCGGUCUUCCCGUCGCCAUGGCCGGAUCGCUCACAGCUGCUCAUGUAUCUACGACUGACGACUUUAUCGCGUCCGUGCGCGAGCUCUGCACUCACCUGCAGCGUGAGACGAGUGUACGACCAUUUUUUGGUCGAGUGAGGAUCAUUCCUGUGCUUUAUUGGGGGAAGUUCGUGCCGGCUUUGAACGCGUUGAUCGGGGCAGCGGCCGAGCAGUUUCCAAAGGCCACCUCUUUGCUCUUGCAGUCGCUCGAAAUGGACGUCGAUGCGACGAGCAUCGAGUUGCUACACUCGCAUUUUGACCACUCGCGUGACCUCGUGGUGGGCGCGGCAAUGCCGGGCCACGACUUCCAGCCGGAUCCUGAGAGCCAGCCGAUUGAACUGAGUGGGUUGACGUCGCCGUGGAACACACUCGCGCUGUGGAACCUCGAUCAACUGGCCAAAGUGGGCUUUGUUUUGAUGGGCGACGCGUUGCGCCUCGAGGUCGAGGGGAUCGGCUCUGUUGCAGGUAUUGAAGAAGUGGCCACUAUCGCAGUGUACCAGCAGCUGUAUGCCAACACUACGUCCCCUACGACGGCCAAGUUGGUGCGUGUGCCGAACAUUGCGUGGCAAGUAGACACAAUGCAGGACCCCGAGCGCUGUGCUUGGCAUGAGAAGAAGAUGGCGAGCAAGCAACAACGCGCGGCUGCCCAGAUUGCCCACUUCGGUGGCGUCUCCCCUGGUCGUGUGUAUCACUUGGAAGCCUGA
Hyaloperonospora brassicae is the source of this 891-nucleotide messenger RNA. NCBI's taxonomy places the organism in Eukaryota, Oomycota, Peronosporomycetes, Peronosporales, Peronosporaceae. The record is from the annotation of a GenBank genome assembly.